This is a messenger RNA of Perkinsus marinus ATCC 50983, 300 nucleotides long. RefSeq lists its product as hypothetical. The transcript has 4 exons. The coding region runs from base 1 to 300 and encodes 99 amino acids. NCBI's taxonomy places the organism in Eukaryota, Perkinsozoa, Perkinsida, Perkinsidae. The record is from RefSeq and is a predicted model, not a curated record.
AUGGCAUUCCGAUUCCGUCGAGAAGGUGAUAGGAUCAAACACCGCAUGCACGAGGAGCUAAGUCGGUAUGAGUUCCGUCUUGGAGAUGCUCGAACCCUCAAGGCUCGACAAGCCCUUCUGAAGGACCAGAAGAUGGCACCGACGAUGCAGGUCUUCUGUGACAUCAAGACCAAUGGUGUGUCAACCAAGGGUCUCAAUGCUACUAAAGGUGCUGAUAACCGUCCGGAACAUGGACCGCUAGAAUACAUAAGACUAAGUGUCUACUGUUUCCCUGAUGGGUUGACCUAUGUGAUGUGCUGA